ACCGCAGUUAUCUAUGUACUGGUAGAAGGGCGUGAAUCAAAUAAUUGUUUAAAUUAUUUAGUUUAGUGACAAAAAGUAGGAACUACUCUCAUAAUUAAAUGAGCUGGUCAUUCAUUUCUAUUGAAUGAUAUGGAAAAUGUGAUGUCCUGCUUUCAGAAUGAUUCGGCGACUAAUAGAACCUAUCGAUGAAUCGGUUUUCCUACCCUGCGUUAUCUGUAUCACGUUUGAAAAAUUACUCACCAAAGAUUAUAAUCUUUGUUACUCAUAUGAUAAAGCAUGAAAACCGAAGAAUUCGAUUAUUCGAGGUUCAGAAUGAAAUUGUAGUUGGAUGUGGAGCUGUAGUGUUUUAGUAUGUAAUGUUAUUGAUAGUGUGAUAUUCUAAUAAGAAACCGAUGACCAAAAUAACAGAAUACAAUGGUACCAAUGAUUUACACUUUAUAUGGAUUUGCAAUAUUUUUUUUCAUAUACUGGUUCGCCAUGUGGCUUCUUCAUGUCCUAGCAAUAUUUUAUGGGAAAUUCAAACUUCACAGAAAAUUACCUCAACCUGUUCUCGAUGAACCAUAUCCAGGUGUUUCUAUAUUAAAGCCCUUGAUGGGUGUGGAUUCUAAUUUAGCAGCUAAUUUAGAAACUUUUUUUACCAUGACGUAUCCCCAGUAUGAGCUUCUUUUCUGCAUUGAAGAAGAAGCCGAUCCAGCAGUGGCACUUGUUGAAGGUUUAAUUAAAAAAUACCCAAAAGUUUCAGCGAAAUUAUAUAAGGGAGCUACAUCAGUUUGUGUCAAUCCCAAAAUUAACAAUAUGAACAAAGCAUUUGAAGACAGUUUAUAUGAGUUUAUUCUGGUGUCUGACAGUGGCAUCAAAAUGAAAGAAGAUACCCUGCUUGAUAUGGUAUGCUAUAUGACUGAAAAAACAGGUUUAGUUCAUCAAAUGCCCUUCACAUGUGAUAGAAAUGGUUUUGCAGCUACAUUAGAAAAGAUAUACUUUGGAACGGCUCAAUCCAGGAUAUAUCUGGUAGCUGAUUUAUUUCGUAUUAACUGUCAUACAGGUAUGUCGACAUUGCUAAGAAAGUCAGUGCUUAAAGAAAAUGGGGGCUUGAAAACGUUUGGCUGUUAUUUGGCUGAAGAUUUUUUUAUAUGUAAAUAUUUUUUGGAUAAGGGAUGGAGAACAACGAUAAGCAGUCAACCAGCUAUGCAAAAUUCUGGACUGUGUGAUGUCAACAGCUUCCAAGCUAGACUAACAAGAUGGGCCAAACUGCGUGUAGCUAUGGUUCCUUUGGUUAUCAUUUUUGAACCAUUAUCAGAAUGUAUGGUGAUCGGAGCAUGUGCUGCCUGGGCAUCUUCUGUCUUGUUUCAGUGGGAUUCCCUAGCAUUCUAUUUAAUACAUGUUUUAUUAUGGUUCAUAUGUGAUUGGAUUUUAUUAACUACGGUUCAGAAUGGUUCACUGCCUUUCAAUAAAUUUGACUUCUUAGUUGCGUGGCUGUUCAGAGAAUGCUCAGGACCUUAUCUAUUUCUUCACGCUAUCAUCUACCCGGAUAUACAAUGGAGGAACAGGGUAUUUAAACUAGCGUGGGGUGGAGUUGCUCAGGAGAUCAAACCAAGGAUUAAGUGUUAAUCUUUCCUUCUUUCUGAAUAUUAACUUCCGCUUAUAUGUAGUGAUCAACCCGACAAAUCUCGAGGGAUUUAUAAUUUAAUUUUGAAUGAACUUAUAUUCCAACGUCGGAAUUGGAAACUAUGCUUUGAAGAUUGUCUUAGAAGUAGGUAUUUAUUAUUCUAUACUUUACGAAUGUUUUAGAUUCUCCCAAAGUUUUUUAGGGCAUUGAAGGUGAAGAAUUGUGAUUUUCUAACAUUUAGCUGAUGAGCCUAUUUGCUUAUCUCCUAAGCAUAUUGCUCAAUAUUAUCGUUUUGAAAUGACAUCUCUUUUCUCCAUCAAAUAAUUCUCAUGAUUUGACUAAUAAGAUCAUUAAUCGCUCGAAUAUCUGAAUCUGAAUUCCUUUUUUUCUCCUUAUAUUAAUGUAACUCUCUGGAGUACUUGGUGCAGAAAAAUAUAUAAAUUCAUUUUGGAAUUAUGCAUUUAUUAAACAAAUAUGAAUAUGUCAUAGUGGUGAA
Coccinella septempunctata (seven-spotted ladybird) is the source of this 2102-nucleotide messenger RNA. Its product is annotated as ceramide glucosyltransferase-B-like. The record is from RefSeq and is a predicted model, not a curated record. The transcript has 7 exons. Bases 415 to 1608 code for a protein of 397 amino acids. Lineage: Eukaryota; Metazoa; Arthropoda; Insecta; Coleoptera; Coccinellidae. Gene Ontology annotation, biological process: glucosylceramide biosynthetic process. Gene Ontology annotation, molecular function: ceramide glucosyltransferase activity. Gene Ontology annotation, cellular component: membrane.